GGGCGGACGAGAGCACGGCGAGCCCCUCAUCAUCACCAAGGUGAGGCGGAGGGCGAGGGAGGGAGGAGGUGCGGCUCCAUGUUGGGCAUUGCUGUCCCGCGGCUCCGGCGAGCCGGGCCCGGGCCCGCACCUGCGGCGGUGGCAGAGGGCCCGGCCUGGCUGCGCUGCCCUCUCUGGCCGCCUCCCGGCAACGCAGGUGCCGCGAAGGGCACGCGUUCCCGUUAGCGCCUGGCUCGGUGCGCGCCGGGUGCUGAGCCGCCUCAGCGGCGUCCGUCGGGGGAGGCUUUAGGACAACAGGUUGUUGCGCAGCGUCAAUCUGCAGCUCGGUUGGAGCUUCGAGGGCACGGUCUUGUUUCCCAUUAACUCUCAGUGAAGUAGGUGCGAGCGCUGGCACAGCCGGGCUGUGGAGAAAGCCGGGCGAGGGAGCCCGACUGUGGGCCCCGGCUGCUGAAGGAGAGAGCGGGGUCUGGAACCCGCCGUGCUGACACCGGGCUUUCUCUGCCCCUGCCCCCCUGGCACGUGGAAAACAAUUAGGGUGACCUUUUGCAUCUCCCUCCUUCUCUAAACAAAAGGUCUGUGGAUAGUGACCAAAUCCAUGCUCCAAAGGCAGGGGGAGGGGGAGGCUGCUGAGUUAGUAGGCACUUUCUGGCUUUUUUCUUGGCUUUUUUUUCUAAGUCCUUGUGUGCUUACAGCUUUACUCUCGGUGUGUUGGGCGUAAGUUAGAGAACUAAGUAAUAUUUUCUGGGAAAUGACUUUCAUCUGGAUGCUCUUUGCCUGCAGAAUCCCCAUCCCCAGUAACUGCUGGGUUUUCCUGUUACGACAACUUUCUUGUCACACAAUCAGAAACACAUUGAAAUGGAUCCAUAUGGAAUUAAAAAAAAAAAUCCACAUUAGAAAAACAUUUGGCUCCAGAUCUGUAGGAAAGAAAUGUAUGCUCUUGGUCUGCAAGUCCUGUUAGAAGUACAUGAAAAGUGUCAGAGGUCAACAAGUCCUGUCUUAUCCACAGCAGAAAUUACUCUGUUCUUAUUUUUCAGCUUGUUUCAUUGUGGAUUUUCCAGUUGGUUUCUCUCUUCCCCUCUUGGCAUUACUUUACAAAGGACUUUUCAAGUUAGGUCUCUUCAGAUUUUUUCUAUAUCUCUUCCUUGCUGCUGUUUUCCAAGAGGCCACAGACUGUGUUGGCAGAUGUGUGUGCUAAGAGGUGACUCUGCAUCUGUUGGCCACUUUCUGGUAUCCUGAGCUACUGAAUAUCAAAACUGCAGGCAUUUGAGGAAAGGAGAAAAGAGCCACUUACUUUGUGUCUAGGAGCUAUCAAGUGACAAAUCCAAUGAUUUCUCCAUUCUGGUAAGAGCAAACUAGCACUACAUCUAAAUGCUGAUCAGUGAUACUUAAUCAUAAUGUUGCUUAGGUAUUAAGUAACAGGCUUCAAAUAUUUGUGGCAUGAGGAUGUGGCUGUGGUAUGUGGGAAGAGGUGUCUGGGGAUGGGAACCUUUUCAACUGGGUCUGUUACUCAAGUAAUAAUGAAGGGGAACCACAGCCCCUCUACCUCCUCAAACCAUCACUACUGACCUCGGGCAAAGAGACAGCCUGGAUCCUGUCCUUGUGCCUGAGGUUUUGGAGUGGAUUUUGAUUAGCAGUUUUUGGAAGCAAGUGUAGCAAGCUGGGUGUGAAACCGUUGACUGAAGCUUGUGCCUCCCUUAUCCCCAGGACUCCAAAGUCUUCAAGGGCAAAAUCUUCCACUUGUUUUUGCCCACCCAUGCCGGUGUGUGUUUUGUUUAUUCUGUACAGCUUCUAGUGGUGGAAAACCACUGGGAAGAAUAAUUUGUAGCAGGUGAUUAAAGCAGUCCCUCAACUUGCAUUUUCCUGAGCGGAAGGGCGGAUCUCCAGGCCACCACAGAAAAGGGGAUUUCCACUUCAUCGCUGCAUACUCCUCUCCUGUGGCAAGUUUAAUCCUUAAUCUUUUAUUGGAUAGGCUAGUGGCAGUACUGCUCUGAAUCCUUCAAAACCUCAGUGGAAAGACACUGAUUUUGUUUGAACCAUGUCUAAGUGUGGGGUGGAUACUGAGCUCAUCUGGCUGAAGUCUGGGGCUGUUCUGGGGGAGAGAAGGCGUAUGAUGUGAAAUGCCACUUUUUAAGGAGAGGAAUGUGACAAGGUGCGAAUGGAGUUUCAGAUAGCAGCUACUUAAGGGGGAUUUCUAAAAUUCUACCCUUCUCCUUUCUCACCACCAUCUCUAAAGCGAGGUCAGCCUUUGAAGAAAUUUGCACCUUUAUGUAAAUGUUGCAAGUGUGUGGUGUAAACAUUUCCUGCUGUCUUUGCUCUGUGUGGGACAACUGAAAUCAUCUGAGAAGUAGCACCAGAAAAUGCUGUAGCUGAAAAAUUAAUGAAAAAGCUUCAGCUGUUUGUUUUUGCUUUCUGCGUAGCAAACUUUGACAUUUGUUUCCCUGAUUGUGUGGUUAUUUUACUAGCUAGCAGGAAGGGAACUUUUCUUAUAAGAAGUAUCAUGGGGGGUUGUAAGGCAAGAAUUGCUGCAAAAGCUGUUUGGGAAUUUCUUGUUUUAAUUGAGCAGAUUUCAGGCUCAUAGCGUCCUUUGAUCCAACAAACUACCAAUAAUCGCUGAGGGAAAGGCAUGCUAAGCAGGAGAAACUCUAUGUUUUCAGUCUCAGCAGGGAGAUAAGCAUGUGUGCAGCCACUGGAAUGUUGGGACAAAAAACGCUGCGCGCACGCAAUGUAGGGAGAGGUCAGCCUGGAGUCACGCUGCUGUGCUGGGUACCAGGCAGCAGGAGCGGGCGUCCCUGGUUCCUGGGAGCUCUGUGGCUGCAAUGGGGCCUGGAGGGUAUCCUGAGCCAGAUUGAAGAUGGGAGCAAAGCUGCUUCUGUGGACAAGUUGCUGGCUGGGGAUGAAAUUGUUGGCAUCAAUGAUGUGGGCCUCUCUGGGUUCCGACAAGAAGCAAUCUGUCUGGUGAAAGGCUCACACAAGACACUGAAGCUUGUAGUAAAAAGAAGAAAUGACCUAGCCUGCAGGCCUCACUCCUGGCAUGCAACCAAGUUUACAGAAAGUCAGCCUGAGACAGCCACGUCACACCUUCCUUCAUCCAAUGCCUGCACUUCCUGGCACUCACGGUAUCAUGCAAGCUGUUCUUCUCAUGACCUGUCAAACUCAUGGGAUCAGUCAAGCCUCCAUCGUGCGUCUGACCAGUUCAGCUCUUUGGGCAGUAUGGACAGCUGGGACCAAACUCCACAAGUAGCCCAAUACGGAAGACUUUCUUCUGCAAGGUCUAAUAGUAGCAUUGACCAUCUAGGGAGCCAAAAUAAGCGAGAUUCAGCCUAUGGGUCUUUCUCCACAAGUUCUAGCACCCCUGACCACACUCUAUCCAAUGCAGACACUUCUUCAACAGAGAAUAUGCUGUAUAAAGUAGGCCACUGGGAGACGUCUAAAUAUGGAAACAAGUCUGGACAGUUUUUGAAUGAUUACAGUGGGAUAGAGGACAAACCUGGAUAUUUGCCGGCUCCCAUCCAGUACGAGAAUAACAGAAGUCCCAGAAUAGAGGAACACCCUGACGUCAAGCUCUCUGGCUCUGGAAGAUCCAGCUUUGGGCCCGUCUGGUAUGUUCCAGAUAAAAGGAAAUCUUCCUCUCCUCCCCCACCACCUCCGCCUCUCCGUAGUGACAGCUUUGCUGCUACCAAAGGCCAUGAGAAAGCCCAGGGCCCUGCAUACUCAGAGAGUGCCAGCACACAGCACUUUACAGCCCUGAACCGAUCUCAGGCCAGGAAUGACUGGAACUCAGAAACUGUGGAACAGCAACGGCGGCCUUCCAGAGCAUGUGACAGGAAGGUCGGUGGCUCAAAUUAUAAAUCAGAUCUCAGUUCGGAACAUGCUUUUUCUGCAGUUGGUGAAAGGUACAAUAGUCAUGCAGGAACUGUGAGCAAGCUGCAGUCAUCCUUGUCCAGCACUGAUGUUCGGUUUGCACAGCCUGCUUACAAUUACCACCACCAGCACCAGUACAGUGAUGAAAGCACUUUUUUUCACAACACAAGAAUGUUAGCUGCGCCUAAAGAUCAGCAACCUUUUCUCUCCUACGGUGGUAUUCAAGAGUUGCCUGCUGACCAUUUUCAUGGAUACAAUCUAAACCACACCAGGCUGUUCAACACUUGCUCUUCUUCAAACAGUGCUGCUGAACAGAAGGCGGACAACACUGGACAGAGUCGCUAUUAUUGCGUGACAGCAAAACAGCCUGCUCAGGGAAGUUCAAAGCCACUGCAGCUCAAGGAUGACAACUGGAAACCUGCAGCGGGGGCUGAUGUUUCUCUUGGACCGUAUGAGAAUCCUGCAGUUGUCACGAUGGCCCAAAAACCAAAAUGCUAUCUACCUCAACAGUCUGUUGAGUCUUGUCUGGAAGGGUGUGAGAACAGUAGUCAUUACACAGUGGACAGAGAGAGUGAUGUUAGGUUUGCUGUAGUAGAAGAGGCUAAAAAAACGAAUCAUGCUGAAAAGUCUGGGCAAAAGAAAAGCUUUGAGAGCACAUUUGAGGAAAGUGAAAUGAAGUACUGUCAACAGGAGUAUGGAAAGGGCUGUGCCCUUACUGCUGAAAACAGGCCUGCUCAGAAAGACUUCAGGUGGGGAAAAGAUGAGAGUAGCAAGAUCUCUCCUCAGAGGACCCCAAUGUUGCACUCUUUGGCUCAGGAAGGCAAAAAACACUCUGACGGCAGCCCAGAAGCUGUAACAGAGCGUCAGCCCCCAUUUGAUAAUCACUUGUCUAAACAGGCACGAAGGAGCGACCGUUUUGCAACAACCCUGAGAAAUGAGAUCCAAAUGAGAAGGGCAAAGCUGCAGAAAAGUAGGAGCACGGCUACUUUAAUAGGGUCAUCUGAAACAGAGGAGUGCAGCGAGAAUGGGAAGCCAGAUGCAGCAGAAAAUGUGAACGCCUCCCCAGAUACGAACUUUACUAGCACCUACAAAGAUCACCUGAAGGAAGCGCAGGCCAGAGUUCUGCGGGCAACUUCCUUCAAGCGGCGGGACUUGGAGCCCAGCCCUGCUGAAUAUCCCCCCAGGUCACCAGAACGGAAAGCUGGUAGUUACAACUCUUCAUUAUUGGCUUUGGUUUCUGAAGAUGUGUCUGGAUUCCUUGAGGCUACGCAAGCUAAACCGAACCCUACAGGGAGUGGCACUCAUCAUGUUUCUCGCAUUGGAGCCAGGAAGAGGUUCACAACAGAACAAAAACUGAAGUCUUACUCUGAACCGGAGAAGAUGAAUGAAGUGGGGAUGUCAGAGGAUGAGUGUCGUGCCCACUGCCAUCCAGAAACAUCUGAAGAAGCCUUGGGCUCAUUUGCGGACAGGUGGAAAUUUUUUGAAGAAACAAGUAAGCCUGCAUGUAGAAAGCCUGCACAGAAACCAACUCCCCACAGCCUAGCUGAGGGACUGCCUGAGAGGGCAGACAGGAAAGCUUACGGCGGGCAGGAGGGAGACGAGUCCUGGCAUGAGAGGAGAGGUCGGGCAGCCUCUGUUGGACUUGAAACUGCACAUGCUCCAAAAGGUAGCUUCCACCACGGCCCCAGCAGUAAGGCUGCCGAUAGGACUGUGAAAUCUGAACAGCCACAGCGUCUGGGAACCUUUGCGGAGUAUCAGGCACAAUGGAAAGAGCAGCGGAAGCCCAUCGAGGCAAGGAGUUCAGGAAGGUACCAUUCAGCGGAUAACAUCCUUGAUGUCAGCCAUGAGCAGCAUGAGAAACCCCAGUAUACCCAUGAGAGGUCUAGAUCAUCCCCUUCAACUGAUUUCUACAAACAGGAAGUCCCAGUUGAAGUAAGGAGGCAAGCAGAGGAUUUAAAGGAAGAUGGGGAGCAUAUUUUCUCUAAAGUUAACCAUCUGGAUGAAAAGAACAACUCUGUAAGGCAAGCUGGUAUCGGGGCCCUAAGAGAAAACCCACGGGAAAAAAGGGAUCAGCUGGACCAGAAUAUAGGCCACAAGUGGAAGGCAUCUGUCAGACCUUUGCAUGCAAGAGAGCCGGCGGUUUUGUCUCACGAAAGCCGCGGGAGAUCUGGGACAUUGCCUAGUGAUUACAGAUACUCUCGGGAAAACGUGAAUGAGAAGAGCAAGGACUGCAGUUUGCCUCAUCUCUCGUGCUCUGAGCCACAGUCCUUGAACGAGAACCACUCCCAUCUGUCCCAGGGCACCGGAGAGGAAAAUCACAGAACAGAGCCGGCACUGCUCAAUAAGAAACGUGGACCUGCUCCUCAGAGGCCUCCACCACCUAAAAGAGAUAAGUACAGGCGGCCAGAUAAUUCUGCACCAUCGCUUGGUGCCUCUUCUGAAUCCUUGCUGGCAGCACCCAGCCGCCCCUUUCCAUCCUCUUCCCCCAGCUCUGCUGAAGUGUUUACGAAUCACUCAUCUCUCUGUGAGAGUCCCACGGCUUUCAAUGGAAAACUAAAGAGUGAUAAUCCACAGGAACUUCUGCAGGCAUCAUCCACAGAGAAUGUUUGUCAGCACUUAGAAGAAAAAACGCACCUUAAGUCCAAAUCCGUGUUAACUUCCAGCAAGUAUCGGUACCUUCAGAAACCUCACAUGGAGACAUCCAGGUCCCCUUCUCCUCAGUUUGCACCACAGAAGCUCACUGAUAAACCUCCUGUGUCUGUACAGGAUGACAACCCAGCCAGAAUUGAAAGAGUUAUAGACAACAAUACUACAGUGAAAAUGGUUCCCAUCAAGAUAGUUCAUUCAGAGAGCAGUGCAGAAAAGGAGAGUCGGCAAAGUCUUGUGAGUACAAUGGAGCCACCUGCUUUACCCAGCGGUUUGGAAAAGGACCAAAUUAAAACACUCAGCACUUCUGAGCAAUCCUAUUCACGAUUCUGUGCUUACACCAGGCAAGGUGUAGAGCCAGAGCCAGAAACCAAAACCAAACCAACUGACCCUCAACCAGCUGAAGAACCUGGGAACAACUUGAAGGACAGCAGUGCUGCUGUGCCAGUAGUCAGCUAUGUAAAGGCCAAAGAGAAGACCUUGGAAGACUGGAAAUCAGAGGAACUAGCCAGAGAGAUUGUGGGAAGAGAUAAAUCUCUUGCAGACAUUCUGGAUCCUAAUGUGAAAAUAAAAACAGCGAUGGAUCUGAUGGUUGGAAUAUUCCCAAAAGAUGAACACCUCCUAGAAGAAGCUCAGCAGCGCAGGAAGCUCCUUCCAAAAGUUCCUUCUCCAAAAAUUUCAGAAGAGAAGAAAGAAGAGCAGAAUGCGCCAUCUGCCAUCUCCCUGACAACCAAUUCUACUUACUACAGCACAUCUGCACCAAAGGCUGAACUGCUGAUUAAAAUGAAGGACAUGCAAGAGCAGCAGCAACAGCAGCAGAGUGAAGAUGAUUCUGAAGAUGAGCUGGAUCAUGAUUUGUCAGAAAAGAAGCAAGAACUUAUUGACAGCAUUAGCAGGAAGCUGCAAGUGCUGAGGGAAGCUCGGGAGACACUCCUGGAAGACAUCCACGCAAACAAUAUUCUGGGGGAGGAGGUGGAGGCCAUUGUGAAAGAAGUCUGCAAACCAAAUGAGUUCGACAAAUUCAAGAUGUUUAUCGGAGACCUGGACAAAGUAGUCAACCUCCUGCUGUCACUUUCAGGUCGUCUGGCCCGGGUGGAGAAUGCUCUUAAUAACCUGGAUGAAAACACCUCUCCUGAAGAGCGGCGGACGUUGGUAGAGAAGCAGAAGCUGCUGACCCAGCAACAUGAAGAUGCGAAAGAACUGAAGGAGAACCUGGAUCGCCGAGAGCGCAUUGUCUUUGACAUUUUGGCGAACUACUUGAGUGAGGAGAACUUAGCAGACUAUGAGCACUUUGUAAAAAUGAAGUCGGCCCUCAUCAUUGAGCAGCGAGAGCUUGAGGACAAGAUCAAGCUGGGGGAAGAGCAGCUUAAAUGUCUGACCGACAGCCUCCAACCUGAACGGCUCAAAUGAGAGGACAGAGUUUGACCAAGGAUGUGAAAUACGGGGAAGAAGGAAGGGAUGGGGCGUUUCCAAGCGUACGCAUGAAUAUCUUGGCUUUUCUGAGUGUCCAGUAGAGAAACAAGUGCAUAAGAGAAAAACAGCUUUCAAAACAGCAAUAAUCUUUCAUUUUUGGGAUGAUGUAUUAAGUUUUUAGAAUACAUUUUUAUUGCUGGACUCCACAGCCACUUGUCAUUGCUUAAGUUACAGAAAGCUCCACAGAGACGGAUAGACUCUUAACCUUUCUACUCAGUAAGCUGAAAGCCUGUAGCAGUUGUGCAUGCAAGCAUUUUUUAGAAUAGAAUGUAUACUUCCUUUAUGUUCAGAUUCUGUACAGAUUGCUGGGAAACCCAACAGCAGUUUCUGAAUGCACACAAGUACAGAAGCUCUCUAUAUAGUGGCUUUUUAGUAUUAUUUUUUUUUUAAGACACAUUAAGCAGGGGAGAUGUGCAUCUUAUAGCUAAUAUAUUCAGAUUACUGAAAUGUAGUGUCACUCUGAUCCUGUGGCAUCAGACACUUUUUUUGUAAUAUUGUAUGUAGGAUUGCACUUCCCCCUCACAGAAAUAGCUCUGAAAUCAGUCUCAGUUGAACACUUCUUAAACCAGCUUGCAAAUCACCCAAUAGCUACCUUGCUGAAGAUUUUUUAUAAAAAAAUUAAUUUACAAGAUAUAAUUUUACACCAUCUCACUGUAAGACUCAUUACCUUCUGUACUAAAUUAGACUUGAUUUAAGAAACGGGCUGGAAAUCCUGUGCUGAUUUUUUUCCAAAACAUUUCUCAUCUAAAUUAUUUAGAAAGCUCAGUUGUUCUUUCUUGUGCUUUUUAUGCAUGUUCUUCUCUUUCUUCUCUCCAAACUGCUACAUUUUAUGAAAGUAAAUGUAGGCAAAAAUACUGCUUCUAUUUUCUUCUGAUUACUGAACAUUGUGAAUUUUUUUUUAAUAGACAGUUAAAUUAUACUGAAAUUGACCUACGUGAUGCUGUUCUUUCUUUCUACUUUCUCAGACUACCAAAUGCAAUAUAAACAAUAUCUGCCAUGUAAAUACUGUGCAUUACUUGGAGCAUCUCUGCUUUGUAACUGUGAACAUAAGUGGGUUCUGUUUGUUUGUUUUUUUUCAUUACACAGUGAUAAAUGAGAGGAUGCAAUUUUGCAGUAUCAGAUUACUGGUUAUGUUUUAGUAAUACUGCCACUGACUGUAAGGUAUGAUUUCCAGUAGCUCUAAGAAGAGCUGCUAACUUGUAUUUUAGCACAGAGGUAGGUUAUGUUGACUUGCUCAGAUACCUACAGAGAAAUUCUGUAGUGUCUGAAUAUCAUGUUUUAAAGAUGAAGUUCAGUAGGCACAGGAGAGUCUUGGAUGACUUUUGUAUAUUCCUUUUCACUGUAGUAAGGAAACCAUUUAUCUCUCCUUAAGUUAAACAGAUUGCUCAACAGGAACCCACUUUUGAGGCCAAUGUGAAUGCCAGUCUGUAGUGAAACAGGUCAGAGAUGCAAGUAGUUAGAUGUUGAAAAGAGAGAGGAAAGCAUUCUUCUAACUACUGGUGCAAUAGCAGCAUUCACAGAAGGUUCCUGUUCUCACCUGAAUAAUCUCAUUCACAGAGAGAGAUCCGGAGAGGUUCUCUCUGGGAGUUGGUGCAAAACUCUUCUGGAAGCAAUUCCUUUGCAGACAGGUGCAAACAUUAAAAGGACUGUUACCCCAUUGUAGUGCACUGUGUUGUAUACCUGGACCAAACCUGUAAUGAAAUCGUUUUGUCUGAGUUGUGGUCACAUGGAGCUGCCAUGUUAAAGGACCUACAGCUGACCUUAGUUUCUUCCUCCUAGUUCUGAAAUUUACUCUUUGGCAUCUCACAAUUACUUGCUGCUAUGUUACUUGGACAAGUGAUCCCUUUUGUCCUUACUUAUCCCUUAGCCAUAACAAUCCCAAAACUAAACAAUUCCCAAAUAAAUUAUGCUUGUCUUUAGCUUGGAGAAGUGUGCAUUGUUUUAUCUGUGGCAUUUUAAAGAUUUUACAUAUUGUGGUUACUCUGAAAUGUGUAUGUGAAAUGUGAAUAAUAAUAUAAUUACAAUGUGUUUGUAUACAGUACUUUGAUUUAGCUCUUUCUGAUAAAGGUAGCAAUAUUGUGAAUGCUAUAUAUAUUUUCCUUUUCACAGAACGAUUGUGUAGACACCAUUUUCUCCUUUCCUUUUAUAAACCUGUUGAAAGUCUCUCACCCCAGGAGCCUGAAGAUGGUUGCCUCCCAAUGUUGUUUGUAAAUCUGUAAAUAACUCUACUGUUGCUUUUUUGAAAAAAUCUGGUGCUAAUGUUUUGCCUUUGGCAUCCCGGAGAUGGCUGUUUCUUCACCUUACGUCGUUCUCAAUUUUAGGAUCUCUUUGUAUAGUGAAAGACUUCCACUAUGUUCCUCCAGUUGUUUGGAUCCUGCAGCCCAGAGUGAAAAUGUACAGUUUUCCUGCUUAACACUUCACACUUACCUACUGAAAAAAUGGUAUUGCUUGACUUUGAGAAAAUAAACUGUAUAUUUCAAUGUA
This is a messenger RNA of Gallus gallus (chicken), 10464 nucleotides long. It is a transcript of the gene SHROOM2, whose product is annotated as shroom family member 2. Bases 2674 to 7917 code for a protein of 1747 amino acids. Gene Ontology annotation, cellular component: apical junction complex; adherens junction; apical plasma membrane. Gene Ontology annotation, molecular function: actin filament binding. Gene Ontology annotation, biological process: actin filament organization. The transcript is spliced from 10 exons. The record is from RefSeq and is a predicted model, not a curated record. NCBI's taxonomy places the organism in Eukaryota, Metazoa, Chordata, Aves, Galliformes, Phasianidae.